AUGACUUCAGAAGGUGCUGCUCCUUCUCAUGAUCAAGAUGAUCCUUCAACUUCAAGUCUAGAGCUGAGUACAGAAAAGUUUCAGAGUCUCCUUGCAUUGCUUCCUGCAUCGAAGCCUACUGCAGUAUCUCAUUCUACUUCUAAGCCAGUGGUUCUUAUUGCUGCUAUACUGAAUUGCUACUGCACCAAUAAAAACUCUAGCAAUGCUGUUGUGAAUAUGGUGUCAAGCCCUUUUGGUCCACACUCAGGUAGAAAAGAAUCAGUGGAAGAAACUAACAAAGCAAGCACAUCAGCUGAAACCCCAUCAGAGUCCCUCAGUUUUCUUAAUGGAGCAGCUGUAAACAAGCCUGUAUUUUCAUCACUAGAAUGUACUGUACAGCAAGUAGAAGAUGUCAAGAUAGUAUUGAAGGUACUGCCUGUAUUUGGCUGCACCAUUAUGCUUAACUGUUGCCUGGCUCAGCUGUCCACAUUCUCUGUUGAACAAGCUGCUACAAUGAACACCAAGCUAGGUUCCCUCAAGGUGCCACCGGCUUCUUUACCAGUUUUUCCAGUGCUCUUUAUCAUGACACUAGCAAUUCUCAGACCAAAUAUAUGCUUAACUUAA
This is a messenger RNA of Lotus japonicus, 603 nucleotides long. Its product is annotated as protein NRT1/ PTR FAMILY 4.6-like. Gene Ontology annotation, molecular function: transmembrane transporter activity. The transcript is spliced from 2 exons. Gene Ontology annotation, cellular component: membrane. Gene Ontology annotation, biological process: transmembrane transport. The coding region runs from base 1 to 603 and encodes 200 amino acids. The record is from RefSeq and is a predicted model, not a curated record. NCBI's taxonomy places the organism in Eukaryota, Viridiplantae, Streptophyta, Magnoliopsida, Fabales, Fabaceae.